Molecule: messenger RNA, 1356 nt
Organism: Cyprinus carpio (common carp)
Lineage: Eukaryota; Metazoa; Chordata; Actinopteri; Cypriniformes; Cyprinidae
Source: RefSeq, a predicted model, not a curated record
AAACAUAUGUUUCCAAACACCCUCAAACUGAACAAGGCUCUGAAGACUUCAUAUAGACACUGAGUGAUUCUGAAACCACAUAUGCAUUUGAAUCUCAUUUAAAUGAAAACAAUCAACAUUGUUGAAAAAUUUUUUUAGGGUGAAGUUCUGUGGUGAGCUGAAGUACCUUUAUGCAUAAGUACAUUUUCAUAAAAACAAAACAAACAAAAAAACAGUUCCUUUCUGUAUAAAUGCUGGCCACACAAACACAGAUGAGGAACACAAUCCAGUCCACACCAGAAGAGAAACUAGAGUUAGACUGUCAGCAUCUUGACAACACAGAUACUGUCAGUAGGUGAUUGAAAAUAUAGAAACAAGAAAAAACUUGGAAAAUGUUUAAAGAAGAUAGAAAAAUCACUCAUAAAAGCAUCGAUAAUAUUUAUGAAAAUAUUGCUGUUACAAAAGGUCAAUUUGGACAAGUGACCACGGACAGUAACGCAACGAGAAUCCAGUCAUCUGAACUCACAGGAAGUGAUUCAGUGAAGAGCAGAAGCUCCAAAGCAGUUGUAGUGUGUUUGGUUCUGCUGUGUGUUCUUCUGCUGACUGCAGUCAUAGUGCUGUGUGUCAUCUUCACUCAAGAGAGACAACAGCUCAUAUCCAAUAAUGAAAACCUGACCAAUGAGAGAGAGCAGCUAAUACUCAAGAACACAAACCUGACCAAUGAGAGAGAGCAGCUAAAAUGGGAGAAAAAUGAUCUUCAAAGGUGUCUUGGUAAAGUGGAUGGAUGGAUUUACUAUCAAUACCAUUUUUACUACAUGUCCACUGAGAUGAAGAGCUGGACUGAGAGCAGAAAAUACUGUACAGAGAGAGGAGCAGAUCUGAUCAUCAUAAACAACAGACAGGAACAAGAAUUAGUUAAGAAUAUUUCUGGUGGUGCUUAUGUCUGGAUUGGUCUGACUAACAUUGAUGUGGACGGCAGCUGGAAAUGGGUUGAUGGCAGCACACUGACCUCUUGGUUCUUGUUGUCUGGAAAGCCUAGCUACUCUCACUAUGAAAACUGCGCUCUAAGUUGUACCUCAUGGUGGACUGCUUAUUCAUGUAACAAGGCUUUAAAAUGGAUCUGUGAGAGGAGUAUUUUACAAAUUGCACUGUCCUAGGAACAUCAUACUUUUUUUUUUUUCUCGUAACAUUACCCACAUGCAACAUUACAAAAACUGAUUAAAUGUACUCUAAAAACAUUUCAGUAAAUAAUUGUGCAGGCACUUUACGAACACACAUGAUUAACCUGUUAGUCUUUUGUUGAAAAAAUAAAUUUUGUAUUGUUUGGGGAACACUUUUUCAGCAAUUUAUCAACAAUCUUUAAUGUAUCAAAUGUCU